Molecule: messenger RNA, 1614 nt
Organism: Centruroides sculpturatus (bark scorpion)
Lineage: Eukaryota; Metazoa; Arthropoda; Arachnida; Scorpiones; Buthidae
Exons: 8
Coding region: 231-1472 (413 amino acids)
Molecular function (GO): protein binding
Source: RefSeq, a predicted model, not a curated record
AUCCGGCCAUGGCGACGGCCGGAUACGAGUCGUAAGAUAUUCGCGGCAGAUUAGCUCUGAAAAAUUCCUGGACUGGAACUCGGGUUCCCCUCAGAUUUGGAUUGCGAAUUUCUAUACAAUCUGGCAUCACUGUACUUCGUUAAUAAGGUGAUGUAAAAGCUAAAGGUUUAGUGUUUAUGUCAAGAUGGCUGUUUGUUUUUUAUGAGAUUUAUAUAUUAUAGGAAAUAAGUAUGGGAAAAAGAAGGGAUAAAACAGUAAGAAGACAAAAGCUUCAGUUGAAUGAUGAAAAACCACCAGUGAGUACAGUUAGAAAUCCUCUACAGAAAAUAAUGCAAUAUAGUGACAGUGAAGAGGAAGGAAAUAAAAUUAAUAAUAAUGAAAUGUCAUCUACCAAUGAAAGUAAACAGGAUUCAUCAAGACACAUUGAUUUAGAAGUUGCUGAUUUUCUUAAGGAAAUUGAUGAGCUUAAUCCAAAUAAUGAAGAACCAAAUGAAGAUGAUAAAUUUCAUCCUAUUGUUGAAGAUAUUAAUUCGUCAAAUGUAAAACAAAUUGAACAACAUUCUUCUGAUAGUCAAUCUACAAUGAAACAAGAGAGAGAAAAUGCUGAAAAUAGUAUACAAAAUCAAGAUAACCAUGAAGUUUGCAGUACUGAAAACUUCAAAAGUAAUAAUGAUACAGGAAGGCAUACAUCUUGGCAACAUUGCUAUGAUGAACAUUCUGGCUACAUUUAUUUUUGGAAUAUGGAUACAAAUGAAGUUACCUGGGAAUGUCCUGAAGAAUAUAGCAGUUAUUUUCGUACAAUUGAUAAAGCUGCAUUAACUAACAAUAAGGAAACCAAGGAAAUUGGUUCAGUGGGAAAACAAAGAAAGAAAAGAGAACUGGAAAUGAAAACUCGUUCUGAAAUUCCUUAUGAUGGAAAAAUUACACCAAUUACAUAUUUUGAGCCACAUGUUUCUUCAGAUGAUUCUUCAGAAGAUGAGAAAAUUGAAACAAAAUUACCAAGAAAGAAAUUAAAAUCUUCUCAAUCAAGUUCAAGUCAAUCUAAUGUUAAGAAUAUAAAAGAUACUGAACCAAAAGUUCAAGGCUGUGCACCAGAAAAGAACAACAGUAACACAAAGAAAAGUACAUUGCAAGAUAAUGAUUCUUUAAUAGGUCCUCAACUUCCAUCUUAUUAUAAACCAAGAGAUUCUAAAUUAGAAGAAGGAAUAGAGUCAAAUUCAAAAGAAACUGUAAACUCUUUUUCACAUAAUAAAGAUUCCGCUAAUGAAAUACAAGUUUCUUUAUCAUCUGACAAAGAAAAUGAUAAGAAUGACAGGUUUCCUUCAAGUUGUGUAAAAAGUAAUCAGUUUUAUGGUCAGGAACCUGAUUCAACAACAAGAAAAGAAUCCACUUCAGAAUUAAAAAGAAAAGAAGGAUAUCAUAAUGGAAUAAAAACUAUGACAAAGGUAUAUAAAAUAUUCAUAAUUACAUAAAAUAAGUUUUGUAGUACAUAGAAAUUUUUUGAUGCAUUUCUUUUAUCAAAUGGAUCUAUUUGUUCAUCUGAAUAAAUGAUUGUUUUACAGUAGAGCAUCAAUUAUCCGAAUCAAUUGGGGACUGGGGUUGUUCGGAUAACUG